CAGACGACGAGCCGAGGGAGUGGGAAGCGGGGAGGGCAGUGAGGAAAAAACUGCACACGCAGCCACGGAGCUGGUGGGAGCAGGAACGGCGAGGAGCUCCGGAGCGAGGUUGGGAGUGGAAAUUUACAGCUGCUUGCGAGCGCCUGUGCGUGUUCCAGCCAUCCUUUCUGCUGAGGCUUUCCCAGGGGCUGACGGUCGCCCCGGCAGAAGAAGAGCGGGAGGCCGAGUCGGCGGGAUCCCUUGUCUCUUGCCACGUGUCGAUAACCCGCCCGGGGAGAAGGGGGAAUAACGCGGAAUCAAAUGGAAGCUCAGUGACGGCGGCUGCGGGGAGGCGGCAGACCUGUCUUCAGCACCUGGCCAUGGGGCUGCGCGGGGCUGCCUAGGACCCCCCACCUUUCCCCACACAGCAAUCUUCUUCUAUCCUGAAGGAAGAAAUCCAGGUGAAGAAAAACCAUGCCUUUGUUUAGUAAAUCGCACAAAAACCCUGCUGAGAUUGUGAAAGUUCUGAAAGAAAACAUGGCCAUAUUGGAAAAACAAGAAAAAAAGACAGACAAGGCAUCGGAGGAAGUUUCAAAAUCUCUGCAAGCCAUGAAGGAAAUUCUGUGUGGGACCACAGACAAGGAGCCACCUACAGAAAUCGUGGCUCAGCUGGCACAAGAGCUUUAUAACAGUGGCCUUCUAGUGACGCUUAUUGCCAACCUGCAGCUGAUAGAUUUUGAGGGGAAAAAGGACGUUUCCCAGAUAUUUAACAACAUCUUGAGAAGACAAAUUGGCACACGCAGCCCUACUGUGGAAUACAUUAGUGCCCAUCCACAUAUCCUAUUUAUGCUUCUAAAAGGAUAUGAAUCCCCAAAUAUUGCCUUACGUUGUGGAAUUAUGCUGAGAGAGUGUAUCCGGCAUGAACCCUUGGCCAAAAUCAUACUUUUUUCAGAACAGUUCAGAGACUUUUUUAAAUAUGUGGAAAUGUCAACAUUUGAUAUCGCUUCUGAUGCCUUUGCUACAUUCAAGGACCUGUUAACACGACACAAAUUGUUGGUAGCAGAAUUUCUGGAACAAAAUUAUGAUGUGAUCUUUGAGGAUUAUGAAAAACUCCUUCACUCUGAGAAUUACGUUACAAAGAGACAAUCUUUGAAGCUGCUGGGUGAAUUGAUUCUGGACCGACACAACUUCGCCAUCAUGACAAAAUACAUCAGCAAACCAGAAAAUCUGAAGCUGAUGAUGAACUUGCUGCGAGAUAAAAGCCCCAACAUUCAGUUUGAAGCAUUCCAUGUGUUCAAGGUUUUUGUGGCCAGUCCAAACAAAACACAGCCUAUUGUGGAGAUCCUGUUGAAAAACCAACCCAAGCUAAUUGAGUUUCUGAGCAAUUUCCAGAAAGAGAGGACGGAUGACGAGCAAUUCACCGAUGAGAAGAACUACCUGAUUAAGCAAAUCCGAGACUUGAAAAAGCCGACGGCAUGAAGAACUCCUCUCGUUUUCCACUGUAGGCAUUAAUCUCAUUUGUUAAGUUCCUCUGUGUCCCUUAAACACCACGAUAGUGCUUGAGAAGGCACAGCAAGUGCCUGGUUUUUAUUUUGUCUUUGUUCCUAGAUGUCAAGAGUAUAGGGGUUUUACAUGAAAACUAAAAUAAAAACCAAACAAAAAUCUAGAAUAAUAUAUUCUUUUUAAUCAAGACUAUAAUUAUUUAUGUCAGUUUAGAAUCUCGCUGUAAUAGAAGCUGUUUGAUGGAUUUUCAUUUGUGCUCAAGAAGAAUGAACCUCUUUGCUUAACCUUAUCGGCAAACUCAAGCUGAUGGUGAGUGCACAGAGUAGGUCUUCUGAGGACUGUAAUGUUGUUCCUUUGCACUUGUAGUUGUGACUUUGUUCUAGUGCUGCACACACACAAGACUGUGAAAGAGCACAUUCGUCUCUGGAGUUAGCUGCACUUAUAGAUUGAGUUCCUUAGUCAAAGCAGUGGGAGAUGAAAAGCAGUUAAAGGUCACGUUUUUCGCUUUAUUUUUGUGUUCUUUCAUCUUUGAGUUUUCUUUUUCCCCUGGAUCAGAGGCUUUGUAUUCAGUGCUGGGGAACGGAUGAAGACAUCAGCCAGAUGAGCUGUCUCUGCCUGCCUCCCAUUUUCCUGUAGGAGAUCUACCUUGUGCUAGAGCACAGGCCAUUCCCACCGGUUCCUGAGCAGACUGGUGAGGAGCAGCCCCAGGUACGUGGUGCCCAUGUACACCCCAACAGGAAGAAGGCAAGGGCAACCCCACCCCGUCAAGGCCCGUGCUGUAUUGCUAAUAAAGUCAAUAAAUAAUAGUUUUGGUGGGAAUAACUUGGGGUGGUGGCCAGAGCUACGUGGCUGAAUCGUGCCAAGUGCUGAGCCCUGGCACCGGUGUGAGAGGAGGGUCCUCAGCAUCUUCCCAUCCGGAUUCAAAUCCUGGUUUGCUGAAUCCCGGGGAUGCUGAAAUGGCCUCAGCCUGACCCACUGAGUGGCCCAAGGUCCCCGAAUCUGCAGGUGCUCUCAGAGCUGAGAGCAGUUAUUGGGUACCUAAAUCAAGCACGGGAGGCAGUUUAGCAGCCCCGGGCACCAAAGGCUGCUUGUCGUCUGGCAUUUUCUAGCCUCGUUCAUCCUGGUGCCAAUUCAGGUUCUGCGCUGAAGCUGUAGAAGGGGAAAUCGUUGCACUGUUAAUGUUUCAAGUUUAAUAAGCUCUGUGGUCCAAACAGUGUUUCCCAGGGGUGUUUGAAGAGUUUUUGGGGUCUUUAGUUUUCUAGCGGGAAAUGAAAAUGUUACUCUGAUGCUUUAUUUAGGAAGUGGAGUUUGAGAGCAGGGAGUGGAAAUUUCUUGAAUAUUUCUAGACAGACUAAGUUCUGGGUAUUCCUAUUUGUUGUGAGACAGUUAUCUAGCUAAAACUUUAGCUAAUGCUUCAGAUAAAGAGGUGACACUGAAUUGUAAAAACAGAACAAGACUUUUUCCUUCAUAAAACUGUUGUAUAUUGGGGUGACUGAUACUUUAAUUUAUGUGCUUUAGAAAAGGGAUGAAACAGAACAGAUUGUGGACUCAUGGUUUUUUCAGAUGUCGGAUAUACACAACAAAUGUACAUCUUAGUUGCCUGGAAUUUAAAAAAGAAAAAUAUUUACAAGCUAUUAAAAGCAUGAUUACUGAUCA
Messenger RNA from Calidris pugnax (ruff), 3138 nucleotides. RefSeq names its product calcium binding protein 39 like (gene CAB39L). The record is from RefSeq and is a predicted model, not a curated record. Gene Ontology annotation, biological process: intracellular signal transduction. The transcript has 9 exons. Lineage: Eukaryota; Metazoa; Chordata; Aves; Charadriiformes; Scolopacidae. Gene Ontology annotation, molecular function: protein serine/threonine kinase activator activity. Bases 454 to 1458 code for a protein of 334 amino acids.